Molecule: messenger RNA, 366 nt
Organism: Phanerochaete carnosa HHB-10118-sp
Lineage: Eukaryota; Fungi; Basidiomycota; Agaricomycetes; Polyporales; Phanerochaetaceae
Exons: 1
Source: RefSeq, a predicted model, not a curated record
CAACACAGCAUCAUGACUGAGGAUGCAGAGCUAAUGAGUGUUGAUGCUGUCGAAUCAACCCAGAACAUCUACCUUCCCUCCUCCUUCCUUGGCUUCAACUGCUGGGCAUCUGAACAGAUUGCAGAUUCACUUGCAAUUGCUGCACAAUAUGGCACACUGAUGUUCUUCAUCACUAUGACGUGCAAUCUACAAUGGCCUGAAAUCCAAUCACAGCUUCAACUGGAACAGAGUUUCGCUCAAAUUCCUCUCGUCAUUAUCUGUGUCUUUAAGCAAAUGCUAAAGCAGUUUGAACAGCUUUUUCCAACUAUGUUUCCCAAUGCCGGGCAUCUCGUGUACCUCAUUCACUCUAUUGAGUUUCAAAAGUGA